GGAGUCAAAUAAUUACUCCUACAUGAUUAUAAGAGUUUCAAUAUUGUGUAAUAAUACCCUUUUUUCAUUUCAUUAUGCUAAUAUUUUGAGGAUUUUAUAGAGUUUCUUGAUUAAGAAAAGUACAUUCCGAAAUUUCUAAGUCCCAUUUGAUAGAAUAGUUCAGAAAAAGAAAAUAAAUGAAGGGGAAAAAAAUCCGAGGUUAGUGAAUGGAAAGCAUUACUAACAACGUUUGUUUUGACACGCACUUGAUUGCAUCACCAAUUGAUGUCUACAUGCACAGCUUCUCUUCUCUGUCUACAAAUAAGGAAAAGCGUUUUCACUCAAUACCACUACUGCUCCAAUAAUAUCAUAUUCUAUCCAAAAACCAAUUCUUGUUUGACAGAAAAACACACAGAAACAUGAAGCCAAAUAGAUUAUGGUCUUACUCAAUGGUUCUUUUGGGAGCAACGUUGUUGUUAAUGCUGGCUACAACAGAGUCCAAAAAAUGUGCAUUUAAGGCAAUAUUUAACUUUGGAGAUUCAAAUACUGAUACUGGUGGAUUUUGGGCUGUUUUCCCAGCUCAGAGCCCUCCCCAUGGAAUGACUUAUUUCAAGAAACCUGUUGGAAGGGCAACUGAUGGCAGAGUUAUCGUUGAUUUUCUAGCUCAAGCAAUUGGCUUGCCAUUUUUGAGUCCAUAUCUGCAAUCAAUUGGAUCUGAUUACAGACAUGGUGCUAAUUUCGCAACAUUAGCAUCCACAGUUCGCUUGCCACAAACUUCCUUAUUUGUAACUGGGGUUAGCCCUUUUUCUCUUGAUAUUCAGCUUCGACAGAUGAAAGAAUUUAAAGCUAAAGUCGAUGAACUUCCCCAUAAAGGGAAAACUAGUCUGCCUUCCCCAGAUAUAUUUGGAAAGUCACUCUAUACAUUCUACAUAGGCCAAAAUGACUUUACUGGAAAUUUGGCAAGAUUAGGAAUAAGUGGAGUAAAAGAAUUUCUACCUCAAGUGGUUUCCCAAAUUGCUAGCACAAUCAAGGAGAUAUAUGCAUUGGGUGGGAGAACAUUUUGGGUGCUAAAUUUAGCACCAAUUGGAUGUUACCCUGCAUUUCUGGUGGAACUGCCUCAUAACACUUCUGAUAUAGACCAGUUUGGUUGUUUAAUAUCAUACAAUGAUGCAGUGGUGGAUUAUAACAAUAUGCUAAAAACAACAUUGGCAAAAACCAGAAAGGAACUUGCUGAUGCAAAUGUGGUAUAUGUGGACACUCAUGCUGUGCUCUUGGAGCUAUUUCAACACCCCACUUCUCAUGGGCUAAGAUAUGGAACCAAAGCAUGUUGUGGAUAUGGAGGUGGUGCAUACAAUUUUAAUCAUCAAUUGUACUGUGGAAAUAGCAAACACGUAAAUGGAAAAACAGUAACAGCCAAAGCCUGUAAGGAUCCACAAAAUUAUGUAAGCUGGGAUGGAAUACAUGUUACUGAUGCAGCAAACAAACUCACUACAUAUGCCAUUCUUAAUGGUUCUUAUUUUGAUCCUCCUUAUCCACUUCAUCACUAUUGUAAUAUCCAGCCUAUAGGUUGAAUACUGUUUUGUUUCUGUGUUUAGCAAUAAUAAUAAACCACAACUUAUGUCUCAUUACUAGACAAAGGAAUGAAAAGUUUCUGGAAUAUAUGCUUUCAUUA
Messenger RNA from Lycium ferocissimum, 1651 nucleotides. Its product is annotated as GDSL esterase/lipase At4g01130. Gene Ontology annotation, molecular function: hydrolase activity, acting on ester bonds. NCBI's taxonomy places the organism in Eukaryota, Viridiplantae, Streptophyta, Magnoliopsida, Solanales, Solanaceae. The record is from RefSeq and is a predicted model, not a curated record. The transcript has 5 exons. The coding region runs from base 399 to 1550 and encodes 383 amino acids.